Messenger RNA from Paralichthys olivaceus (Japanese flounder), 1209 nucleotides. RefSeq names its product ribonuclease Y. The record is from RefSeq and is a predicted model, not a curated record. NCBI's taxonomy places the organism in Eukaryota, Metazoa, Chordata, Actinopteri, Pleuronectiformes, Paralichthyidae.
GCCCAGCCUGUUGAGCAGGUAAAGCAAGUUUCAAACACUCAGUCGCAGAAAACCAGACCUGCAGAUGACACGCGUCCACGACUGGAGGAGCGCGCACCUGUAAUUCUCCACAGGUGAUCGUCAGUAGCUGCUCCCUCCAUCUGUCUGCGUCUCUGACCCGAACACCAACAUGAAGAUCGCCAUCGUAGUCGUCGGCCUGAGUGUGGCCGUCAUGACGGUGCUGAUCUACGAGGCCAUGCGCCAGGAGAUCAGGCUGAGGGGCUUGAAAACCCGCACGGUGGAGAACAACGUGGCGGUGAGGAGGAAGGAGGAAGAGAUCGUCGAUGCGAAGAAGAAAAUCCAGGAGCUGAAGUCGGAGCUGGACACCCACAACGCCAAGAUGGACGAUCUGAGGAAAAAGAAGGCAGAUAUCGAAAAGUCCACACAGGAGUUUGAGGAGAGUCUGAAGAACUGCAACACGGAGAAGGAAGAAGCAGAGAAGAAGAAGAAAGAUGUUUCAGAGACCUUAACCAAACUCAAAGCUGAUCAAGAGGAGGCUAAAAAGAAAGCAGAGGAGGAUAUUAAGAGCUUGAAACAACAGAUCCUGGAUAGAGACAAAGCUAUUUGUGCCUUUGCUGACAUGACGAAAGAAGAAGCACGGAAGCUGUGUGGUGUCAACGAAGCUCCAAAAUAAAGUCCACUCAGAAAACUAAACAUUAACCAUGAACUUUUGAAAAGAGAAGCGUGCCAUGCAUACAAGGAUACAUCUGAAGUAUGCAUGGCAUAUGCAUGAAAGUUUUGUAAACCCAUUCUUGGAACAAAUGGCAGGGACAGGGAGUGGGGAAAUAUGUUGCAAAUGUUUUUUCUUUAAACGUGAUUGUUUGUUAUUAAAAUCUCCUUUGCCUUUUGUCUCUGUAAUGGACUUGUCACGUACUUGUGAUUUAAGUCGUCAUAAAUACAUGUUUACCAGAGUUUGAAGCAAAAAAAGCUUACCCUGAUUCAACUGGUAAACUAGAUGUGAAGCAUCUGAAUCAACCUGAGGCAUAUUCACUGUCUGCAAUGUUGCCCUGCCCUCUGGUUAAACCUGAGUGAUGACUAGUAACCAGAAAGGUAUGUGAUCAUCAAUGUAAUCUCCAGUGUGAAGUAAAUUAACACAAUAAAAUGUUUAUGUAAAUGAAUACUGACAUGCAUGUUUCCAAACAUAUUUAUUAAAAGCCACAGGAAUUUGUA